GUUUGUGUUCAGAAAAAUUCGAAACAUUCAAAAUUUGGGCAAUGUUUACCUCAGAGGGCCCUCUAUUGUUAUGCGCAGAACCGAUGCGCAGAACCGAUGCGCAGAACGGACUUGACUUCCCCUUUAAUAAUUAUCCCGCCCGCAAUUAUCUCAUUUCCUGCCCGCGUAUAUAGGACUGUCUGUAUUUUAUUGCAUUUAUUUGACCGAAACCGAAACAAUAUAAAUAUGGCGGAGAAUUGUACACAAGACAGUUAUGAAUUCUUUGCUUCAGACACAUGUACAACUGCUUUUGAGAAAAUGGAAGAAUGUUUUUCUUCUGGAGAACUUUGUGAUGUAACUCUUAUUGUGGGCGAGAGAAAGAUCCAUGCUCAUCGCAUAGUACUGGCGUCUGUUAGCCCGUACUUUAAGGCAAUGUUUACAAAUAAAAUGUCAGAAUCAGACCAAGAUGUUAUCACCAUUAAAGACGUUGAAGAAGACAUUUUUCUCUUAUUAAUUCGAUUUAUAUAUUCCCAUCGAGUAUUGAUUCAUGUUGAUAAUGUACAAAGCUUACUUCAGUGUGCCAAUAUCCUACAACUCGACUCCAUAGUCAAUGCUUGUUGCGACUUUAUCUACAGUCAUCUCAGCAUUUCAAACUGUCUCAGUGUUAGAGAUUUUGUGGAGGCCCACGGUUGCGUAAAAUUGGUUCGGAAAGUGGAUGCAUUUAUCAAGUUACAUUAUUUAGAAGUGACAAAAUCUCAAGAAUUUCUUGAUAUAAGUGUUGACCAUUUGAAGCAACUAUUAUCAGGAUCGAAUUUAAAUGUUCCUAAAGAGGAAGAUGUCUUUGAAAGUGUCAUCAAAUGGAUACGUCAUUCUAGCGCGAAACGCCAGCACCAUAUUGGUCUACUAAUGCCUUAUGUCCGUCUGCCAAUGUUGCCAGUUUCAUAUCUGAUAUCAAUGGUGGAAAAAGAAUCGUUUGUUUCCAAGAAUUUGGUGUGCAGAGAUCUCAUUGAUGAAGCAAAGAAUUUCCACCUUUGUCCUGAGAAGGUUCCAUUAUCAGCUCGAAUAUUUCCAAGAAAGUCUUAUUCUGGUAUGUUAUUUUCCAUUGGUGGUCGAGGUAAGGGUGGUGAUCCAUUUAGCAAGAUUGAGAUUUAUAACUGGCUUGAAAACUGCUGGACACCUGGACCUCGACUACUGAUGCCGAGACGACAUGUUGCAGCUGCUGAGAUUGAUGGGGUAAUCUAUGCUGUUGGUGGUCAUAAUGGAAGUGAGCACUUGAAUACAGUUGAAAGUUUUGAUUCUACAAGUGGUUCAUGGCAGCUAUGCAAAUCCAUGGUAAUAUGUCGCCGUGGAAUGUCUGUUGGUAUCUUGAAUGGUAUGCUGUAUGCUAUUGGAGGUCUUGAUGAAGCAACAUGUUUUAACCGUGUUGAAAGGUUUGUUUAAUUUUAAUGUUCAAGACUUAUUUGUUCUUACUAGUUGCAGUUCAUUGUAUAAUGUAAUUAAUUUAUCUUGUUAUAAGGUAAAGAUAAUAUAUAACAACUUUUCUUUCAGUGCAGCCAAUGCACAUCCCACUUGAUUAUUGUACUCUGUCUAAUGCCAGACGAUUUUACUUGUCACUGGGAAAGCACUGCAACUUAAUGGGUUAAACUAGAUUUUUCUUGUGGUCAAUAGUUGUCCAAGAUUGGUUGGAUGAAAAAUUGGAUGUACUACAAAGCAUAGACUGUGAAUAAUAUUGUUGAUACUUUUUGCUAUUGUCUGUGUUGGCCUUGGAAAAAUCUAGCUUACUCCUCUUCAGUUAGCAGGUUGGAUUAUAUUUAGAGUUUUUAUCUUUGUGCUAGGUAUGAUCCCAAAGCAGAUGAAUGGACAGAGGUGGCACCCAUGAAAGUACAGAGAGGUGGUGUUGCAGCCGUUGGUUUUGAUGGCUUUCUGUAUGCUGUUGGUGGAAACAAUGGUGGAUGUUCACUAUCUUCAGUUGAGAAAUAUGAUCCAUACAGAAAUACCUGGGUGGAUGUUGCUUCAAUGAAUCAAGAAAGGGCAGGUAUCUAG
This is a messenger RNA of Paramuricea clavata, 2022 nucleotides long. The record is from the annotation of a GenBank genome assembly. NCBI's taxonomy places the organism in Eukaryota, Metazoa, Cnidaria, Anthozoa, Malacalcyonacea, Plexauridae.